Messenger RNA from Helobdella robusta, 468 nucleotides. RefSeq lists its product as hypothetical. Bases 1 to 468 code for a protein of 155 amino acids. The record is from RefSeq and is a predicted model, not a curated record. NCBI's taxonomy places the organism in Eukaryota, Metazoa, Annelida, Clitellata, Rhynchobdellida, Glossiphoniidae. The transcript is spliced from 5 exons.
AUGACAUCAGAGAGCAGCCUGAAGCCCAACCUCAUAACGAACGCCAACAGCUCAACGUGCCACAACUUAAUAAACCACAGAAAAUGUAAAAGAUGUUGUUGUUGUUGUUGCAGCAUCAGCAGUGUGGUCGAUAUUUUCGUUGAAAAGUUGAAUGUUUUGGACGGCACAACGGUGCAACAGUUGAAGAGGUCUGACCCUGCUAAACGGCAGUGGCUGGGUUCGAUUGCAAGAAGAGAACUCUGCCUAUCAUGGGCUCUCUCAUGCAUACGUUCAAACUGUGUAGAAGCUCUGGAACAUGCAGGAGAAAGACAUAAAAACAAACAGACAGCCAGACAGGCCAACAGACAGAAAAAUAAAUGUCGCAGUAGACACAGACAGAACAAUCCAGAUGAAGAAAUCCCAGAUCAGCAGCAGAAACAACAGAGGGUUGUAGUGAAAGAACACAUGUUGCAUCUGGACUGCUGGUAG